Molecule: messenger RNA, 585 nt
Organism: Homalodisca vitripennis (glassy-winged sharpshooter)
Lineage: Eukaryota; Metazoa; Arthropoda; Insecta; Hemiptera; Cicadellidae
Product: PHD finger-like domain-containing protein 5A
Exons: 3
Coding region: 145-477 (110 amino acids)
Biological process (GO): mRNA splicing, via spliceosome
Cellular component (GO): precatalytic spliceosome; catalytic step 2 spliceosome; U2 snRNP
Source: RefSeq, a predicted model, not a curated record
GCUUUCCCGUUGUUUCGUUCGUUCUUCGUUGGUUGUUGAUCUUAUAGUUGUACUGUGUUAGUGAUUUGUUUGAUGUUAUAAGCAAGACAUAAAUUAAUUUUAUAAUUAUUAUUAAAAAAUACUAAUCAGAAAUAUUUUUUGCCAAUGGCAAAGCAUCAUCCUGAUCUUAUAUUCUGCCGAAAACAACCAGGAGUGGCCAUCGGUCGACUGUGUGAGAAGUGCGACGGCAAGUGUGUCAUCUGCGACUCGUAUGUGAGGCCGUGCACGCUGGUCCGUAUUUGUGAUGAGUGCAACUAUGGUUCCUACCAGGGCCGUUGUGUCAUCUGCGGAGGUCCCGGCGUCUCCGACGCUUACUACUGCAAGGAGUGCACCAUACAGGAGAAGGAUAGAGACGGCUGCCCUAAAAUUGUGAAUCUCGGCAGUUCCAAGACAGAUCUCUUCUACGAGAGGAAAAAAUAUGGAUUUAAAAAGAGAUAAACCAAUACAUACAUUGCAUUCAUAUUCAUAAAUUCAUUUUUUCAUAAUUCCAAUGAAAUGUACAUAUUUUUUACUUAGUGUAUCUCUUAAUAAAUGUUUUAAUGGUGA